AUGCAUCUCGUUGAUUGGGAACAGGCUGAGGCCACUGUGCGUCAAUUCUUGGAAAAGCACGUUGGGAGGAUGGUCGUGUUUAUUACCAGCGGCGGCACUACCGUACCCCUGGAGAAGAAUACGGUACGCUACAUUGACAACUUCUCGAUGGGAACCCGUGGUGCCAGCAGCGCAGAGUACUUUUUGAAGGCCGGCUAUGUCGUUGUAUUCCUUCAUCGUCAAGGGUCCCUAAAACCAUUCCAACGGAAUUUUACCGAUAUUUUUGAUUCGAUGCAGGUGGAGGAUGGAAAGGCUGUUUGCAAAGCUGCCGGAAUUGAAAAAGCUGUUUUGGAAAGUCAAAAAUAUAAGGACGAUCUUUGUAUGGUUCACUUUGUGACGAUUGAUGAUUAUCUCCAUAUGCUCGAGAGUCUCAGCUCUCUUCUUGCAAAAUUUCACAAAAAGGCGGUGCUUUACCUCGCCGCUGCUGUCUCGGAUUUUUAUAUCUCUCAAGAAAAAUUGCCAACGCACAAGAUUCAAUCGUCACAGGGUGAUCUCAGCCUUUCGCUGUCAGUUGUGCCGAAAAGGCUUGGUGUUUUGGUCAGCAAGCUUGUUCCCGACGCCUAUAUGGUGUCUUUCAAGCUGGAAACCGACGAAUCGAUUUUGAUCUCAAAAGCUCGUGGGGCGAUCGAAAAGUAUGGGCACGAGUUGGUGAUUGGGAAUAUGUUGAAUGUUAGGAAAAAGAAGGUUGUCGUUGUCGACAAAGAUACCGAGGCCCCAAUCGAACUCACCGAUCAGGAACUAAAAAAUGGAAAGGAAAUCGAAGAACCAAUCGUCGCGGAAAUCGCCAAGCGCCACCACGAAUUUAUGGCUGCA
Molecule: messenger RNA, 852 nt
Organism: Mesorhabditis spiculigera
Lineage: Eukaryota; Metazoa; Nematoda; Chromadorea; Rhabditida; Rhabditidae
Source: the annotation of a GenBank genome assembly